Messenger RNA from Aspergillus caelatus, 402 nucleotides. RefSeq names its product SDR family NAD(P)-dependent oxidoreductase. Bases 1 to 402 code for a protein of 133 amino acids. NCBI's taxonomy places the organism in Eukaryota, Fungi, Ascomycota, Eurotiomycetes, Eurotiales, Aspergillaceae. The transcript is spliced from 2 exons. The record is from RefSeq and is a predicted model, not a curated record.
AUGACAGGCCUCAUGAAUGCUCUUCGGGCGCAGGGGAAUCAUGUUUCUUCUGAGGGCGCAUCAAUUGUGAAUGUCACUAAUUUAGCCGGCGUGACUGCGGUUCCAUUUGCCGGUGUCGCAUAUACAGCCAGCGAACAUGGGGUGGUGGGAUUGACGCGGAAAAUGGCACAGCUUUGGGCUGAGAGGAAUAUUAGGGUGAAUUGCGUGCCACCGGGCACGAUUUCGACACCGCCAUUGGAGAAAGCAGUGAAACAAGGAAAUAUUCAUAUGGAACAAAUACCAGCAUUACGCAGGCUGGGUACUGCUGAAGACACUGCGUAUGUAAUUGCGUUCCUUCUAAGUCAAGAAUCUCCCUUUGUGACGGGCUCUACCUAUAACGUCGAUGAGCGGUAUAUCUAUUGA